UAGAGAGAUAUGGCAGCAUAAAGAGGGGGCGAGAGGGUCGAAGAGAUGAGCAAGGCCAUCGGAUCUUCUCUUCUUUUCCUGUUGGUGGUGGCGCAAUUGGUGGUUGCUAUGGCGAUGACUGGAGCGCCAAAGGACAUUCCGAGUGAGAACAGCCUCGAGAUCUCCGAUCUCGGGCGGUUUGCUGUGGAGGAGCACAACAAGAAGGAGAAUGCUCUUCUUCAAUUCGACAAAGUUGUGAAGGCGAAGGAGCAAGUGGUGGCCGGUACCCUCUACCAUCUGACCAUCGAGGCAGCUGAUGGUGGACAGAAGCAUCUUUAUGAAGCAAAGGUCUGGGUGAAACCAUGGAUGAACUUCAAAGAGUUGCAGGAGUUUAAACCUGUUACCGUUUCCGCUUUUACCAGUUCCGAUCUUGGUGUCAAACAAGACCAACGUGGGUCAGGGUGGCGAAUGGUGCCGGCACAUGACCCUAUUGUAAAAGAAGCAGCAGACCAUGCUGUGAAGACCAUUCAGCAGCGAUCUAACUCGCUGGCUCCUUACGAGCUGCUGGAGAUCCUUCAUGUAAAGGCUGAGAUAAUUGAAGAAUUGGCCAAGCUUGACAUGCUUCUGAAGAUGAAAAGGGGGAACAAGGAGGAAAAUUUCAGGGUUGAAGUACAUAAGAAUGUUGAAGGCAGUUAUUUUCUAAACCAUAUGCAACAGGAGCACCCGUAGGCUCUUUUAACUCUGCUUAUAAAUGUACAUCCUGGUGACUGCGUGAUAUGUAAAAACGCUUUACUAGUAUACGAAAUAACGGUGUACCUCUUAUA
Molecule: messenger RNA, 803 nt
Organism: Nymphaea colorata (pocket water lily)
Lineage: Eukaryota; Viridiplantae; Streptophyta; Magnoliopsida; Nymphaeales; Nymphaeaceae
Product: cysteine proteinase inhibitor 12-like
Exons: 4
Coding region: 46-708 (220 amino acids)
Molecular function (GO): cysteine-type endopeptidase inhibitor activity
Source: RefSeq, a predicted model, not a curated record